GUGCGGUAAACGGUAGCCGGAACUGGGAAUGUCGAGGACGCUCAAGCAACGAGCGAAGGGAGAACUGGUGACCGACUUGAGUAAGUGGAGAUUGAAGAAUGUAUGCGGUCGUCAGACGUGGCACUAUGAUGAGGAAGGAAAAUGGGGACGAGAACAGACGUUGUUUGAGAGACAUGCGUUGGGAUUAGACACGAGUGAUAUUGCUCCUGAUUUACCGCCUCCUUCUCAUCUGUCUGAAGUUCUUCAAAAUGGAAUGUCGUUCUACUGCAGGCUGCAAGUGGAAGAUGGUCACUGGGCUGGAGACUAUGGUGGGCCAUUGUUCUUAUUGUCAGGUUUGGUCAUUACAUGUUAUGUGACUGGAGUUUCACUUGCACAACAUCAGAGAGUAGAGAUGAUUCGGUACCUUAGAAAUGUCCAAGGAGUUGAUGGAGGAUGGGGAUUGCACACAGAAGGCAAAUCAACUGUGUUUGGAACAGCUCUAAAUUAUGUCGCCAUGCGCUUGUUAGGAGUUGAUAGUGAUGACAAUGAUGUUGUGCGUGCAAGAGUGUUCCUUCAUCAAAAAGGUGGUGCUGCAGCGAUUCCAUCUUGGGGAAAGUUUUGGCUGUCUAUUUUGAAUGUUUAUGAUUGGGAUGGUUGUCACUCUAUUUUCCCAGAAAUCUGGUUACUACCAACUUGGUUUCCUGCUCAUCCAUCAAAGCUGUGGUGUCACUGCAGGCAGAUUUAUCUACCAAUGGCUUACUGCUAUGCUGCAAAAAUCCAAGCUAAAGAGGACAGUCUGAUAAGAAGCCUCAGGCAGGAAUUAUAUGCACAACCUUAUGACACCAUCAAUUGGUCCUCACAACGAAACAAUGUGGCUGAUAUUGACAUCUACACGCCACACAGCUGGACUCUUUGUGCUACAUUUGUUGUAUUGGAUCUUUAUGAAAAGUUUCAUGUGAAGAGCUGGCGAGAGAAGGCAAUCACUCAUUGUCUGGAACACAUAAAAGCAGAUGAUCGUUUUACGAAAGGCAUCAGCAUAGGACCAAUUUCUAUGGUGAUUAAUAUGUUGGUUGAGUGGCAUGCAGAUGGACCGAACACGGAUGUAUUCAGAGAGAAAGUUGAUCGAAUUUCUGAUUAUUUAUGGAUGGGCACUGACGGCAUGAAGAUGCAAGGCACAAAUGGGUCACAGGUGUGGGAUGCUGCGUUUGCUGUGCAAGCUUUGCUAACUGCUGGGGUUCAUCGUCUUCCUGAGUUGCAAAAAUAUGUGAAGGAAGUCCAUGAAUUUCUGAAAGAUGCACAAAUUCCAGAGAACCCACCCAACUAUGAGACAUAUUACAGACAGAUGAAUAAAGGUGCCUUUCCAUUCAGUACUAGAGACUGUGGCUGGAUUGUCUCUGAUUGCACAGCUGAAGCGUUUAAGGCUUUGAUGAUGUUACAAGAUGAGUGCACUUUUCUGGAUGAUUGUGUGCCAAAAGAGAGAUUCUGUCAAGCUGUUGAUGCACUUCUGAACAUGACAAAUUCUAAUGGUGGCUUUGCAACGUAUGAGACUUUACGAGGAGGAUAUUUGCUGGAGCUUUUAAAUCCAUCAGAAGUCUUUGGUGACAUAAUGGUUGACUAUACUUACGUUGAGUUGACAUCAGCUGUUAUUCAAUCACUCGACUAUUUUCACAGCAGAUAUCCACUAUACAGAGGAGAUGAAAUCAGGGCUACUAUUCAUGAUGGGGUGAGAUACAUUAGAAGCAUUCAACGGGAUGAUGGAUCUUGGGAAGGUUCGUGGGGAGUUUGUUUCACAUAUGGAACAUGGUUUGGACUAGAAGCAUUGGCAUUGGAUGGCAAGCGAUAUGACACACAGAUGGCAGAUGAUGCAGUGAUGAGGGCUUGCAAAUUUCUUUGCAGCAAACAGAGAGAAGACGGAGGAUGGGGAGAAGCGUUCAAGUCUUGUGAGGAGAGAAAAUACAUUGAAACUCCUGAGUCUCAGAUUGUUAUGACAGCUUGGGCUCUACUAGGACUGAUGGCUGUGCACUACCCUGAUCAGAAAGUUAUUGAGAGAGGCAUCAAGUUGAUUAUUAGCAGACAGUUACCAGAUGGAGACUGGCCUAAGGAGGCAAUAGCUGGUGUUUUCAACAAGACGUGUGCCAUUGAAUACACAUCUUAUCGCAAUGUUUUUCCAAUUUGGGCUUUAGGCAAGUUUCUCAGUCAAUAUCCAGACAGUCAACUCGUUACGUCUUUGCAGCUCAACAAGAAAUCGAAUUGAUUACAAUAAACUAGGGAAUAUUAUUUGAGUUGUCAGAGAUAUAGACCAAUCUACAUAUAUGCAUAGACCUAUACAUGUAGGGUAAUGUAUUGCUUUUCUGUGUGCACACUGUGAUCAAGAAUUCCAGGAAAGACAAAGCUAGUGGUGUGAAAUAUA
Corticium candelabrum is the source of this 2389-nucleotide messenger RNA. Its product is annotated as lanosterol synthase-like. Bases 29 to 2233 code for a protein of 734 amino acids. Gene Ontology annotation, molecular function: lanosterol synthase activity. Gene Ontology annotation, cellular component: lipid droplet. The record is from RefSeq and is a predicted model, not a curated record. NCBI's taxonomy places the organism in Eukaryota, Metazoa, Porifera, Homoscleromorpha, Homosclerophorida, Plakinidae. Gene Ontology annotation, biological process: cholesterol biosynthetic process; triterpenoid biosynthetic process. The transcript is spliced from 23 exons.